CCAAAGCUGGCAUCUGCCCAUGUGUCCCUUCCGGAUAGACUAUUCACCACCAUGAAGGAUCUUCUUCAGUAUGUCGCCUGUUUCUUUGCCUUUUUCUCCACUGGAUUUUUGAUUGUGGCCACCUGGACAGACUGUUGGAUGGUGAAUGCGGAUGACUCUCUGGAGGUGAGCACAAAGUGCCGAGGCCUCUGGUGGGAGUGUGUCACAAAUGCCUUCGACGGGAUUCGCACCUGUGAUGAGUAUGACUCUAUAUAUGCAGAGCACCCCUUGAAGCUGGUGGUCACGCGAGCAUUGAUGAUUACUGCAGACAUCCUAGCUGGAUUUGGAUUUGUCACCCUGCUCCUUGGUCUUGACUGUGUGAAAUUCCUCCCUGAUGAGCCAUACAUUAAAAUGCGCAUCUGCUUUGUUGCUGGAACAACAUUACUAAUAGCAGGUGCUCCAGGAAUCAUUGGCUCUGUGUGGUAUGCUGUUGAUGUUUAUGUGGAACGUUCUUCUCUGAUUUUGCACAAUAUAUUCCUUGGUAUCCAAUAUAAAUUUGGUUGGUCCUGUUGGCUUGGAAUGGCUGGGUCUCUGGGCUGCUUUUUAGCUGGAGCUGUCCUCACCUGCUGCCUAUACCUCUUUAAAGAUGUUGGGCCUAAGAGAAACUAUCCUUAUUCCAUGAGGAAACCCUAUUCAACGACAGGUGUUUCCUUGGCCAAGUCCUAUGGGGCCCCUCGGACAGAGACUGCCAAAAUGUAUGCUGUGGACACAAGAGUGUAAAGUGCCACGUUAUCAGUCUGUUUGUGUUAUUUAAUUAAUUAAUCAAUACGUUCAAAUUAAUAAAAUA
Molecule: messenger RNA, 826 nt
Organism: Marmota flaviventris (yellow-bellied marmot)
Lineage: Eukaryota; Metazoa; Chordata; Mammalia; Rodentia; Sciuridae
Gene: Cldn16
Product: claudin 16
Cellular component (GO): membrane; bicellular tight junction
Molecular function (GO): structural molecule activity
Source: RefSeq, a predicted model, not a curated record